Molecule: messenger RNA, 8284 nt
Organism: Artibeus jamaicensis (Jamaican fruit-eating bat)
Lineage: Eukaryota; Metazoa; Chordata; Mammalia; Chiroptera; Phyllostomidae
Gene: NDNF
Product: neuron derived neurotrophic factor
Exons: 4
Coding region: 415-2121 (568 amino acids)
Biological process (GO): extracellular matrix organization
Molecular function (GO): protein binding
Source: RefSeq, a predicted model, not a curated record
GCCGCCAGAGAGCGGAGCGAGCUGAGCCCUGCGCCGCCGCCCGUGCGCCCUUUUCCCCGCGCCCGCCCGCUCGCUCGCCAGCCGCAUCCUCCGCACCCUCUCCGCCCGAGGACCUCCCGCGGCCGCCGGCCCUCCGGCCCUGCUCCGGGCCCCGCGCCGCCCGCUCCACUUCGCGUAGCAACUUGGGCGGCCGCGCGCCGCAGCCUCGUCGCCUUUGAAGUUCGCAGCGCCGCCCGCAAAGUUGAGACGCCCCGGCAACUGCACUCUCCUGCCUGCUGCCGCCUCCGCCCGGUCCCCGCGGGUCCCGAACGCUGGGCUAAGCAUCUGGCCGCCGCGGGACGUAGACGUUUGGCGCCAACACCGCGGGGACCAAGUUUCUUCUCCCCCAGGAGGAACUGGCAUAUUUUCUCCAGGAUGGUGCCUCUGCGGUGGUGGCUGUCCUGGCUGGUGCUGGCCCUCGGCUCGCGGACCCAGAAGCUGCCCACCCGCGACGAGGAGCUCUUCCAGAUGCAGAUCCGGGACAAGGCGUUCUUCCACGGCUCCCCGGUGAUUCCAGACGGGGCUGAGAUCAGCAGCUACCUCUUCAGAGACACGCCCAAAAGGUACUUCUUCAUGGUGGAAGAGGACAACACCCCGCUGUCGGUGACGGUGACACCCUGCGACACGCCCCUGGAGUGGAAGCUGAGCCUGCAGGAGCUGCCAGAGGAGGCCAGCGGGGAGGGCUCCGGUGAGCCCGAGCCCCUGGACCAGCAGAGGCAGCAGGUGACGAGUGCGACGGGCGCGGAGCUGUUCUCCUACAAAGGCAACGACGUGGAGUCCUUCCUGUCGUCCAGCUCCCCCUCCGGCCUGUACCUGCUGGAGCUUCUGUCCACGGAGAAGGACACGCACUUCAAAGUCUAUGCCACCACCACGCCCGAGUCCGACCGGCCCUACCCAGAGUUGCCCUACGACCCCCGCGUGGACGUCACGGCCCUGGGGCGCACCACGGUCACGCUGGCCUGGAAGCCGAGCCCCUCGGCCUCCCUGCUGAGGCAGCCCACUCACUACUGCGUGGUCAUCAACAGGGAGCACAACUUCAAGAGCCUCUGCGCCGUGGAGGCGAAGCUGAGCCUGGACGACGCCUUCAUGGCGGCCCCGAAACCCGGCCUGGACUUCAGCCCCUUCGACUUCGCCCACUUCGGGUUCCCGCCCGGCAGCCCGGGCGCGGAGCGCGGCCCCCUGACCGAGCCGCCUCCCCGCCCGGGCCGGCCAGCCCCCUCGCGGCCCAGGGCCGACGUGCGGAAGGUCUGCAUAGGCAACAAGAACGUCUUCACCGUCUCCGACCUGAAGCCCGACACGCAGUACUACUUCGACGUCUUCGUGGCCAGCAGCCACAGCAACCUGAGCACGGCCUACGUGGGCACCUUCGCCAGGACCAAGCGGGAGGCCGAGCAGAAGACGGCCGAGCUGAAAGACGGGAGGGUGACGGACGUGUUCGUGAAGAGGAAGGGAGCCCAGGUCCUGCGGUUCGCCCCCGUCUCCUCCCACCAGAAGGUCACCUUCUUCGUCCACUCCUGCCUGGGGGCCGUGCAGGUCCAGGUGAGGAGAGACGGGAAACUGGUCCUGUCGCAGCACGUGGAGGGCAUCCGGCAGUUCCUGCUCCGGGGGAAGCCCAAAGCCAAGUACCUGGUCCGCCUGAAAGGGAACAAGAAAGGGGCGUCCGUGUUGAAGGUCCUGGCCAGCACGCGGCCGGGCAAGCACGCCUUCCCCUCGCUGCCCGAGGACACGAGGAUCAAAGCCUUCGACAGGCUGCGCACCUGCUCCUCGGCCACCGUGGCCUGGCUGGGCACGCAGGACAGGAACAAGUUCUGCAUCUACAAGAAGGAGGUGGACGACAGCUACAGCGAGGACCAGAAGAAGAGAGAGCAGAACCAGUGUCUAGGACCGGACACGAGGAAGAGGUCGGAGAAGGUCCUCUGUAAGUUCUUCCACAGCCAGAACCUGCAGAAAGCGGUCACCACGGAGACCAUCACAGGCCUCCAGCCGGGCAGAGCCUACCUGCUGGACGUGUACGUCGUCGGGCACGGGGGCCACUCGGUGAAGUACCAGAGCAAGGUCGUGAAAACCAGGAGGUUCUGCUAGUGACCUGGGGCAGAGGUGCAGGACGCAGACUGCCAGGAGAGAUGGAGAGUGAGCCAGCGCCCCCUGCGGGUGGGAGGCCUUGGGGCCGGCGCCCGUGCUGUGGAAGGAAGGGUGUCAGCGUGUCUGUGGGCCAUGGCGUGCCCCGGGCGGGGGAGACUCGUUCCGGUGUGCCCAGCGUGCUGACGUCUCAGACAGAGGACGUCUCGAAGGAACCGCCAUCCCUUGCUUUGACCACUGCAUGAACCGCUCCUAAAUUAUUUUAUUACCUAAAAAGUUAAAAUAUGCCAUUCAUUGCACACAUCCACAAAAGCAAAUCAUUCCUCUCUAUAGAUGCUAGAAGAUAUAUAUAUAUAUAUAUAAAUUAUUUUAUAAAGUCUUGUUUUAAAUGUCUGUGUUUCUAUGAUUGUAAACUAUUAAAUUCUUCUCCUGUUAAAGUGCAGAUUUAAUCUAAGUAUACGAAGUGGACAGCUCUCUAGUCAGUGAUACUGUAAAUUCUUACCUGUUGAGUAAAAUGUUGAAAUGCGGUAUGUAUCUCAUGUACAAAGUCGACACAUGAUAUUCAUGUACAUAAAAUUAAAGAUACUAGAUGACGUACUGCUCAUUUUCCCAAGCAGCUACCUUGGUGUAUUCAAUCCAUGUUCCGUCCGUCCAACUGCGCCUCUCUGUACUUCGGCGCCAGAACUGACCCUUUUUUAUGGUUAAAGGACCUGCUGUCUCUCCCUGAAGGCCGGUGGCACUGGAGGUGGGCAUUCUGUUGUUGUGGUUCGAUGGCAAACGGCUCGCUGCUGUGAGCACUGAGGGAGCCCUGGUGGGCUUGUUCGAACAGAUUGGACGAAUCAUCCCGAACAACCUGCACUUUAAUGACGAGCACCUGUUUUAAGCACAAAGCAGAGGACAGUCCAUAUGUUUUCCCUCUGACUGUGAUUAGGAACGAGAAAACGACAGAGGCUGCUGUUUCGUAACAUUAACAGUCUGGAGCUUUUAACUUUGAUAUUUUCAUGAAUUUUUAAAAGCUAAUUUGGGUGUAAGCUGGAACCGAGGCCAAGAAGAACGGGGACCGCGUCUCAGGGCUCUGCAGGAAGGGCCGUCCCGGGGGGCCGUCAUUCCUCGCAGGUUCUGUCCGUGCGGUGGCGCAGAGCCCUGGACCAGGGUUCGGAAGAGUCCGGAACUUACAGUCGUGGAAGCCAUGUGACUUCAGGAAGACCUGUCACUGUCUCCUGUCUCCCGUUCCUUUUUGUAAAGUCGGGUGGUGACACAUUUGGGUAACAUGGCAUUAUAGCAUCUCUUCUAUUAGAACACGUUGCUCUUGGUGGAAUCUGUGACCCUCAGAGAAUGUUUCUGGAACCAGCAGUAGGGACAGGUGUAACCCUUAACCUCUCGCGGUCCUGGGCCUGCUGGCCCCACCCUUCACCUGGGGUGCGGCAGGUGGCGUUCCCACGGAGCGCAGGUCGCGACGGCUCAGGUGGGUCAGUGGUGUCACUCAACAGAUGAUGUGGCCACUGGGAGAAAAUAUCCCCCGUAAAAGUCCAGCUGGUCAGUGUUGAAUCCAAACCAGAGCCCGUCACAUCUGUCCAAAACAGCGAUGAGAUCUGAACUGAUUUUCAUGAGAGCAGGCAUGUAACUUCCCGAGGAAAACGCGGGUGGACACUAACCCUGUAAAUCUGAGCACAUCCCGGAGGCGUGGCCCCUGAGUCAUCAGCUGCCUUCCGAGGGAGGAUCCACUCUCUCCGUCAUCACAAAUGUGUUACUGCGCAGCAACGUGCCGGGUUCACGGCGGCAAACCAGUCGUUGCAGCUUCCGAGGGGGGCGGGCUUCACACUCAGAGACCCGGGGGCCCAGGCCGAGUCCUCGUCACCGAGUCUCUACUUUUGAGCCGCCUGUGACUGUGGCUUCCGCAGAGUCUGGAUAAAUCCGAGAACCCUUUCAAGGUGUACCAGGGAAAUUGGGCUUUUAAAAAUUACAGGAAAAAUUAAAGACAUUGUGAAAGUGCUGUCACUCAUAAAGAGAAAAAAAGCUAUAAAAAUAAGUCUCCCUCAUUUACUACUGUGUUCAGGUUUGGGGGCAUUCAGGUGAACUGAGGACAAGAGAGAAGACGUGUCGUUAAUGAACAAAAGGACCGGAGAGCAGCAGCUGCGGAGAAGCACCACCGAGUGUCCUUCAAGCUCUAGGGGUCUGUGCUGACGGCGGGGUGUUGGGAGUCCCUGUUGGGACUCCCAGAGCAUCACUGAGGAGGAGGAGUUUGAACACACAUAGUUCAAGUUCACAAUCUUCAUUUUUCAGGUGCAAACAUCAAUGGAAGACCAGAGAAGUGAAAACGGAGUUCUCGUAGUUGAAACCGAUUAAGUGGUGGAAUUGCCCAAAGUCCUCGCCUGAGUAUAAAUCACCAAUUCUCGGGGUAAGGCGGUGUGUGUGGGGGGUUAACUUGUGGAUUAUUUUCCAAAAGGAAACAAACUUCCAUUGGUGGUUUUAAAGCAACUCAUUCUUAAAGACCAUUUUGGAUUUCCUUAAGAUUCUGUGUAUAACCUACAACGAAUAACUCCAAACUUGUAAGAAAAAAAAUUGUAUGGCUAUUUUUAGAGACACAAAAUAUUCUAAUCUAGGUUUAUGCACACGCAAACCUGAGGCUACAGGAUCAUUAGUCAGUUGCUUAAAUGGUAGCCCUGUAUUUGCUAAAUAAUUUGUUAAACUAUUCAGAAUCUAUAAGAGUUCUAGCAGAUAAUUCUCCUGGUGAAGUUACUUUAUCAUCAGUGUCCAGAUAAAUUUUUAGGCAUGCUUCAAAGGAUUGGGGCCAGAAAGACGUAAGCACCCUGUGUUUUUGCUACUUGGAAUACAUUUGAGAAAAUGGUGACUUUGGAAUCCUGCAAAGCCAAAUGGACUGACCGCAGUAAACUCAUCACUCAGAUGAUCUUCGGGGUCUGAAAGACGCUGAAUGGUUCUUAACAGUGGCGGGGGGGGCGUCCAGGCACCUUCAUGAGACACACACACAGUUUCAGGUACAAGUCAGGAGACCUGACGACCCUGCAGCCCCUUGGCGUCUCUCUCAGUGCUGAGCCAGCCCCUCUGGGGACCACCCGGGACAUGGCCUCCUUUCUGACAUGGGCAACUGAGGCCCAGUGAGACCAGAACCCAGAUUUCUGGGCUCCCGGUUCACUUCAGGAAACCAUGGCGAGUCACCCCACGCGUACGUCUCUGCCUCUGUUCAGGGGCUGGCGCCAACACAGAGUGCACAAAACCAGCCCCGAAGUGGAAGAACUCGGGGACGUGGAGCUCCUGCGGCCGCUGCCUUCUCUCUCUGAUACGGAGACACUAGGAGAAGAGGGGUGACACCAUGUGAAACCAGGGACAUCAGCAAGCAUCACCUUGGGGUCUGUCCCCCGGCCAGCAAAGCCACCGCUGGCAGGCCUGGGCGUCCUGGGCACUCCUCCGAGGGGAGGGACCUGGGGGCACCAGGGCACACUCACUGCUGUGCUGUCCCCAGAGACUGUCGGCUGGAAAAUGAACUGUGAGUUGGGACUUGGGGCGAUUUUGUUAGUUUGAAGGUGAAAAGUGGAAGAAAGAGGGGUAGAGAGGGGAGAUGGGGGAAAGUUUAGUUUUAUCUCAUUUCUUUCCCUAACCGGCGUUUGAGAUCAAAUAGGGCUUGAUUUUACAAAGCUUUGGGAAUCUGUUCUACACCCGACCUUACCCUGGAAAACGUCACCGUAAUCACCGUCUGUUAACACUGUGAGAGACCCUCGGUUUCCUGGGAAUGGUGGAUUGUGAGUCUGGGUCAAAUUUCCUUCAUUUCUGCUCAUGUACCUUCUGCCCCUUCAACCUUUGAGAAACAAACUCAGUCAUCAAAGGUUAAAGAGGAAGUUAACUAGAAUGGCUAGUCAUAACCUCCCUUAUACCACUCUCAAAGAUGUUUUAGACUAUUCAUUCGAAGGAGGCGACUGGUCACCGCCAGAGAAAAACAACCAUCUCCGAGGUCGGCCAGGCCCUGGGUGGAGCCCUCGGCCCCCUACCAUUGGUCAGCCGCUUCCCCAUUGUGUUGGGGGCAGAGCUUGGUGCAGGGAGGGUUGGUCCCAGAAAAAGACCCAUCAAAACUGGAAAUGGAUAAACGUAGCUCAUCCUCCCAGUGGGCCACGGGGAAGGGUAAGGGUUUCCUGGAACUGGCUAGAAAGAGAGAGCCAGAGGCUUUGAGUGAGGGACAUGGGAGGCUCCUCAGACAUGGGGUGUCCUGUGACUUCCGGUUUGGGGGCAAUUAUUUGGAGACUAAGGUGCAAAAUAGAGACAUCAGAGUGGGCGGGUCCUUGCUGUGGGCGAUGAGGUCCAGUUGGAACCAUCUAGAAAGACGACCUUCUUACAGCUGAGAUGGGACGAAUGUGCUGCUUUGCUUUUGAGUGCAGAAUGAUCGUCCGAAAUGGUGGCUUCUAAGCAGCAGUUAGAAAGUGUUUGCCACCUCCCUCUUCUUGUGUUAAUAACCUGCCAAAAUUAACAGCCCAGUCAAAUGGCCCUAGUUUGGAAAUAAGCAAACACCUGUGUCUGGUCCAGAGUUAGUUCUUCGUGUGAUUCUCCCAAUUUAUACAAAUAGGGCAGCACAGUAUUAUACACCUAAUCUAUGUAUAAGUUGUUUCAGUUAUAUGUACUUGACAAGGCCAUGAAAUGUCCACAUUCAGCUAUAACUCUGACAGGGUUUUGCGUCUGAGAAAAAUUGUCUACAAUCAACAGAAUCGAGUGUGUGAGCAGUAGUGGGGUUAGAGGUUCGGUCUCGCCCCUUCCUGUAAAACAACUCGGAAAUAAGAUGAAUAUGUUAGCGCCUUCACUGCGCAGGCCUGACAGUUGCAGCACCCAGUCAACAGGCAGCUUCUGGAAGCAGCCACUCAGCCCGGAGAACCACAGAAAUGUCCCAGAGGCCUCCGCGUCUGCCCCACCCAGCCCGUGCCCGUCCGCAGACUCCCGGGCUGGAAUUAACAGACCGCGGCGCCCUCCUCACAGAGACAGCCAGACGGGGCGUGAGCCGCAGCAGGACUUUGCUGACAGUCCAGGGCCGCCCGUCACCGCGACCGCCCCUUCCCAACGUGGGUGUCCGGGUUCAGGACAGCCGCAGUCGCCGUAGCAACACUGAAAGUUUCCGGCUCUUUCUGGGUGUGGUAAGAGCUCUGCUCAAGCCAGGUAAGGAGGCAAGUGGACCAAUGAGGGCAAAAACCAAGUAUACGUAGUUCUCAAGUAACCAAAUAAAAUCCAACCAGUUUUAAAAUGUCACUGAACAGACAUGUUUUUAAAGAGAGCACAGACUGUUGGCCGACCGCUUUAUGUGGUGGGUUGGAACACCUGCUGCCCAGGAGCAAACAGGGCUUCAGAACUUGCCUCGACUGAAGCGGCCAACAUCUAAGGGACAGGUUUCCCGAUUUUGCUUUUUCCCAUCAUGCACGCGGUCACGGGCUCUUGAGGGUAACCCGGGAGUGAUCUUCAGGCACGGAGAAAGAGGACACAGAUGGGAAAUUAGGGCAGGACCACAGCGUCCCCAUUUAAGUGGCGUGUGUUUUGUUGUAUUUGUCAACUAAUGGCAGGGGGCUGGGUGCUGAGCCAACCUGGCUGCUCCUGACGCCCAUUCCUGGCUGGGUGUCCCGUGUGGAUAAAUUCUGCGACCGGGCACGCCAGGGACCAAAGCACACAGACGCUUAUGUCCUGCCGUGGAGAUCUCGGGAGAAGAGAACUCCAGUUUUCAAUAUCUCUGAGGACUUUGGGCCAUUCGUAGACUACCCAGCAGCUCCCAUAAAACUCACUCGUGCUUUCAAAGUGCGUUGGCGGCUUACCUAUGUUAGAACCAGGGAAAGAAUACCUUUUGAUUGCACUGAGUUUUCUCUAUUGGAGUUCAACAAGCUAAUAAGGGCAAGGACAGCAGUGGACAGUGGAGGCCCAGGAAGCGGCCGUGGAUGGCUUUAACUCCUGCGACUUGAGUGGCUUCAUUUGUAAAACGAGGAGGGUGAUGAACACUAAGGUUCUUUAUGGAAAAGUAGGGAGCUAAGCAAAGCAGCUAGUGAGUGCCAGGCAUGAGAGCUACAGCUGCUCAAUCCUAACGACUCUGAAAUGCAGGAGUUAUGUUAUCCUCACUGCACAGACGCAGAACCCAAAGAACAAAGAAGCCCCAGGUGUCACCAGGUGGGCACGAAGCGGGGCCGCC